AUGAUCCUCUCAGCAGUGAGAGCGAAAGGAGAGUUUGAAAUUGGGGUGAACAUCCCACAUGAGGAGAAUGAUGACUCCCAAGUGAAGAAGAGGGUGAAGAGAUCAAUCAAGAGAUUGAGGAGAGUGAGCAUGAGGGCAAUGAGAAUGUGCCCAUGGAAGAGGAGGAGUCAAGUGAAGAAGAGGAUGAGCUCCCCAUAUGUGGAGUUGGUCCUCAAGAACAUGCACUUGGCCAAGCUCUUCUCUACCACAUGGAAUCCUACAAGGAGCUCACUUGCGAGUUCUAGCUUCAAUGAGGGAGAGAAGAGAAUGGUGACCUUUAGGCAGCUUGGAGAUCUUGUUUGGGUUCAACUAUGGAGAGGGAACCAAGUGGAACUUCAAGGAAAAGGAACUCCAAAGGGUUUGGGCUACAAUCGCUGA
Molecule: messenger RNA, 417 nt
Organism: Microthlaspi erraticum
Lineage: Eukaryota; Viridiplantae; Streptophyta; Magnoliopsida; Brassicales; Brassicaceae
Source: the annotation of a GenBank genome assembly